Aspergillus melleus is the source of this 258-nucleotide messenger RNA. RefSeq lists its product as uncharacterized. Lineage: Eukaryota; Fungi; Ascomycota; Eurotiomycetes; Eurotiales; Aspergillaceae. The coding region runs from base 1 to 258 and encodes 85 amino acids. The record is from RefSeq and is a predicted model, not a curated record. The transcript is spliced from 4 exons.
AUGCAGUUCUUUACCGCUCCUCUCCUCAUCGCAGCCCUCGGUCUGAGCACCGCAGCUCUCGCCGCAGCCAUCCCCGACACCGAGCACUCGGUGUCCGAAUACCGCUGGCAUGGCUGUGCCGCGGGCGUUUACUGCACUUCAGAUAACGACUGCCAGUCAGACGACGGCUGUCUGUCCACAUCUGGCAAUAUCAUUUCCAACAUCCACUGCGGACAGGCUAAUCACCCGCAUAGCUGCUGGGCUGAAUGGACAACUUGA